Molecule: messenger RNA, 4140 nt
Organism: Acaulospora morrowiae
Lineage: Eukaryota; Fungi; Glomeromycota; Glomeromycetes; Diversisporales; Acaulosporaceae
Source: the annotation of a GenBank genome assembly
AUGGUGGUUAGAUUUUUUCGAAAGGGUGGUGGCAUUGGAUACAAUUUUUGUGGUGUCGACAAGAUUAUUCGUUACCACAAUGGAUUGGUCAACAUUCGCGGUGUCUUAUUAAUGAAUUUCGAUUCUCAUUUCAUGUAUAAAAAUUUUUCAUUGGUUAAUCGUCGAACAUCGACCUCCUUGCGAUUUAAUGGAUAUCCACGAAUUGAAUGCCUUGACAAAAAGAUCGAAUCAAAUCAUCCAUCAAGGUUUAACAACCCAUUAAUUAUCUCCAUCAAUUGUGUCCUUAGCUCGGGUCUUUCUUCAAUAGGGAAAGAGAUUUGUGAAGAAGAAGAUAGCACACAGAUGACAAUCAAGGUCUCCAAACCAAUACCCGAUUUUCCUACUUACGGACUACUUCCGAAAGAGGAAACCGAGGCUUCGACCUUUUUGAAAAAGUAUCCCGAAUAUGAUGGUCGCGAUGUGGUCAUUGCUAUACUGGACACUGGAAUAGAUCCUGGUGCUGUCGGUUUGCAGACCACAACCGAGGGGAAGCCAAAAAUUAUCGACAUCAUUGAUUGCACCGGCUCCGGCGAUGUGAUCACAAAGACUGUGGUGAAACCCACUAUCUCGGAUGAUGGAAAUGAAACUUUGCACACGAUUCAAGGUUUAUCAGGACGUUCGCUCAUAAUUGAUCCCACCUGGAAAAAUCCAUCGGGGGAAUUUCGCGUUGGUAUAAAGCGAGCAUACGAACUAUUUCCAAAACCCUUGGUCUCCAGGCUGCAAAAGGAACGUCGACAGGAAUUCGAUAAGAAGCACCAUCUUUUUCAGGCGGAAGCGCAGCAAAAUCUUGCUGCAUGGCAGGAAGCUCAUCCAUCAUCUUCAUCUUCAUCUCUAUCAGAAACCGAUUCUGAUGUCAAAGCUGAUCUUGAAGCGAAGGUGGAGCUACUUAAGGAUUCAUUGAAAAAUUACAAUGACCCUGGUAUAAUUUUGGACAUAGUAACAUUUUACGACGGAGCUGAUUGGAGAGUCGUGGUUGAUGUUGAUGAGUCUGGUGACCUGAGAGGACAACCGCCUUUGACCGAUUACCGCAAGGAAAGGCAGUAUCAUACAUUCAGCCAAGAGGACAUGUUAAAUUUCUCUGUCAAUAUUUAUGAUGAUGGAGAUACCGUUUGCAUUGUCACCGCAUCCGGUUCUCAUGGAACUCACGUCGCCGCCAUUACUGCAGCGCAUCAUCCAGAUGAGCCGGCGCUCAAUGGGAUUGCCCCAGGUGCUCAGAUUGUCUCGCUAAAAAUCGGAGACAAUCGUUUAGGUAGUAUGGAAACAGGUGCUGCACUAGCGAGAGCUGCUAUCGCACUGGUGGAAACAAAAACCGACGUGGCCAAUAUGAGUUAUGGUGAAGCAACUGCUGUGCCAGAUUAUGGUCAUUUUAUACGUUUGAUUCGCGACGAAGUUGUGGGUAAACAUGGUUGCAUCUUUCUGAGUAGUGCCGGGAAUAAUGGACCUGCGUUGAGCACUACUGGGUCUCCCGGUGGCACUUCUAGCGGUAUUAUUGGUGUUGGAGCUUACGUGAGUCGUGCGAUGGUUCAAGCUGAAUACGCACUUCUCGAAUCUGUCCCUGAGCGUGCCUACACAUGGAGUUCUCAGGGUCCAACUACCGAUGGUGAUAUCGGUGUCGCGAUUUAUGCUCCCGGCGGUGCGAUCACAUCCACCCCUCUAUAUUCGUUGACCAAGGCUCAAUUAAUGAACGGAACUUCCAUGUCAUCUCCAAAUGCCACGGGAUGUGUUGCACUACUCUUAUCAGGUCUUAAGGCCGAAGAUAAAAAGUACACACCUUACCGAAUUAGAAAUGCUCUUGUAAAUAGUGCAAAACCAGUUAAUGAGAAUUUUGACGUGGGGCUUCUUCAGGUUGAAAAGACUUGGGAUUAUCUUAAAAAGUUUUAUGAUCGACCCGAUCAGGACGUUGUUUAUGAGGUUAGGAUUCCCGAUAAGCCAAAGGAUAAACGUGGUAUUUACUUAAGAGAAUCUUAUGAAACUGCAAGUCCACAGUUGUAUAAUGUUUCGGUUAAGCCGAAAUUCAUGAAAGAAAUUGAGCCCACCUCUGGUGAAAAUAACUCAAAGAAAUUUGAAUUCGAGAGUAGGUUGGCUUUGAUUAGCACGCAACCUUGGGUUCGCGUCCCGGAUUUCUUGUUGUUGGGUAGUCAAGGUAGGGUGUUCGAGGUUAAAGUCGAUCCUUCCCAAUUGACACCUGGAGAGCUUCACUUUGCAGAAGUUCAGGGUUAUGAUACAACUUGCUCGGAGCGGGGUCCUCUGUUUAAAAUACCGGUGGUUGUGACAAAGCCGAGCAUCAUAACGAACGGAUCAAAGAUUACCUAUGAUAACUGGGCAUUUGGGCCUGGGCAUAUUGAGCGAAGAUUUCUUAAAGUUCCAGAGGGCGCCACCUAUGCAGAUGUGACCAUCAAGUUUUCGUCUAAUUCACAUACCUCGCCAGCACGCUUUUGGUUACACAUGAUUCAGUUGCUACCACAAAGACGUUUUACAAACCAAGAGCACGAAUAUUACUUUGCUCUGGCCAAGGGAAGCUAUGGAGAUGGAAAUGGUGAAGAGCAAAUUGAGAAAAAACGAUUUUCAGUGCGUGGCGGUGUUACCAUCGAGAUCUGUCUCGCACAAUUUUGGUCUAGCCUUGGAAAUCACAAUGUUUCUUUGGAAUUCGUCUUCCACGGAAUUCAAAUUGCCAAUAAUACGACCAAUGGCGGGGACACCGUAUACAUUAAUGGUGGAGACUCUUAUACUCGACUAGAUAUUGUUGCCCCUGUUCGACGGGAAGAUGAAAUUUAUCCCUCGAUAAGUUUUGAUACUCUUCGAAAAACGAUUCGUCCAACCGAGUCAUCUUUAAAACCUCUUGGUUUGGAUCGCGACGUUCUUCCAGACUCAAGGAGAAUUUACAGUCUUACACUUACUUACAAAUUUAGCACAUCCGAAAAGAACACAAGCAUCACUCCAAGGUUCCCUGCCUUCUUUGGGUUAUUGUAUGACUCGUAUUUCGAAGAUUUCUUUGCGAUAAUUUACAACACGAAUAAGAAGGUCAUUGGAUAUUUGGAUAUUUACGCAAAGACCUUUAAGCUUGAGACCAAAGGAGAUUAUGUCAUUUUGGCUCAAGUUCGUCAUCAAUCUCAAGAGCUUUUAGAGAAGUUAACGAAUACCACCUGCUUUUUGGAUUAUACCAUCUCCAAAAAGGUUAGCUUGGAGAUAUUCGGAAAGCUAUCCGAUGUUUUUGUAUUCAAAAAAUCUACGCCAGUAAAGAGUUUUCUGGAGAAAGGUGAAAGGCAAGCGUUCUUUGUUGGUUCACCGAAUGAUUAUUCGGUUUACCCUAAAGAAGGUUCACCCGGGGACCUGCUGCUCGGAAAAUUGAACUUUAUAAAUUCCGCAAAGAUUGAUGGGGGCCAAUACUACGCGAAUUUGGUGAUCCCACCUGCUCCUAUUAAGCCGAAAUCGAAAGAAGAGAAACCGACUGAAGAGCUUGCGAAUGCGAUCAGGGAUUUGCAAAUAUCACAUUUGAAAAAAUUAUCCGCUGGCUCGGAUGCCCGCGCCGAAUUGCUUAAAGAGUUGGAAGAAAGUCAUCCAGACCAUUUACCACUGUACAUAACGAAACUAGAAUUACUCUUGGAUCCCAGUGCCAAAUCUGAUAAAGGAAGCGAUGACGAGAGUGCUACGAGUAAAAGCGGAAACAUGACGCCAGAAACGGCGACGAAAGCGCAAGCGUUGGCAGUACUUGCCGACGCCAAUCCUGAUUCAUUCUCCGUAAUCGGAAGUUCCUCAACUCCCGAGGCAGACAGCGAAUCCAAUGAAUUUGCCCUACAAUUCGAAAAAACCUGGAAAGCAUUGGCCCAAUGGUUGGACUCCACUCCACCGAUAUCAGAUUUCAAAAAUCUCAUGGUCUAUAUUACACGGGAGCGACGAGCAAAGCGAUUUGGAAGUGCGCUUAAAGCAUUAAAUAAAUAUUUAAGUGAUACCGGACUAAAUGGAGAAACCGCAAAAGAUUAUGAUAAAGCGUUAGAAUUAAAGAUUGAAUUGUUAAAGGAUGUCGAAUGGAAUGUUUGGGAGACAUACGAGAGAAAAUGGAAGCUCAUUAGAAUUCCACCCGGUGGUCAUGCACCGUUCUAA